GCGCGGGCGCGGUGUCUUCAGUUCCCUGGCGUGCCUCCCCGAACGAACGUCGCCCUCUCCGCCCAGCGCUGCCCAGCGCCGCCCAGCGUCUCUCAUCCACCUCAUUCCGCUCGAACCGGGGGCCAGCGGACCCCCUGCACUCGCUAUGGAGUGACCGAGUGACCGGCGAGUGACCAUUGACCCGUUGGAUUAGAAGAACAUCAAAGUGUUAGUGAGAGUGAGUGAGUGUCGUGUGAGAAGUGGUGAUCAGCGGCGAGUGAUUCAGUGACAAUCACUCAUCAGUGACUGCACGGAUAACCAACCUCUUCAAAAUGCGGCUGUUAACAGUGACGGCCGCGCUGAGUGCGCUCUGCCUGGGUGCGGCGCUGGCGGCGACCGUCAGCAAGGAGGCGGCGGCCGCGGGCGCCAGCUCGCCGUACGCCGUGUCCAUGGAGCCCAUGGUGCCGUACUCGCAGCGGGACCCGCUGUACCACAGCCGGCCGGGCCGGUCGCUCAGCCACCACCACGCGCGCGGCCCCCACGCGGCCGCCAGCGCGCGCGCGGCCGCCGCCGCCAACCUGCGCGGCGCCAAGAACCGCCGGGAGGCGACCUACGGCGCGCCGCCGCCGCCCGCCUACGACGAGUACGGGCCGCCGGCCCCGCAGCACCACGAGUACCCGGAGCCCAUCAUCGAGAUCAUCAUCAAGGAGUCCAACGAGAGCCUGCCCGCGCCGCCGCCGCCGCCCGUGCUGCCGCCCAAGAAGCCGACCCGCGAGCCCGUCCACGUGUUCUACGUCAAGUACAAGCAGACCGGCAGCGGCGAGUACGGCAAGGAGGGCAACAGCGGCGUCGUGUUCGACGACCCCAUCCCGGCGCUCACGCCCGCGCCGCCGCUCGAGGAGGAGGAGGAGGACCACCACCGCCACCAAGAGCACCACGCGCACCUCGAGGACGUGACGCCCGGCCCGCCGCGCCAGACCACCACCCUGCGCGCCAUCAUCCACCCCGACUCGGAGCUGGCGCACGCCGCGCACGGCUCCGAGGGCAAGCUCAGGGUGACGUUUGGCGGCCCACACGACGACGAGGGCAGCGCGCGCCCCUCGGCGCACACGCAGCACGGCGCGGACGACAAGCACGACAAGCAGGACGGGCACGAGGAGGGCGAGUCGGCGCAGCAGCCGUCCCUGGCCUACCCGGCGCAGCCCACCAUCCGCUUCCCGGAGCAGGCGGACAGCGGCGCCAACGCGCACAUCAAGCGCAGCCAGCACCAGCCCGCCCCGCACCUGCAGCAGACCGGCUUCCCGGGCCCGCUCCAAGGACACGCACCCCAGGCCGGCCCUCAGCAGGGCUUCGGCCCGCAGCCGCAGCAGCACUUCCAGCAGGGGCGCUUCCACCAGCCGCCGCAGGACUUCCCUCCGUACCGCCAGAAUCAGUUCGGGCCUCCACCGCCCCCGCCCCCACCCGCCGCCGGCCCGCUCCGCGGAGCGCCGCCCCCGCAGCACCAGAAGCCCGCCUACCUGCGGCCGCAGCCCAGCCUGGACAGCCUCCAGAACCCGCGCUACCCGCCCUACGCCCAGCAGCAGGGCCCGUUCCAGGAGCCGUUCCGGCCGAGGAUCCCCGGCCCGGGCGACAAGCCGCAGCGGCCGCCCUUCCAGCAGCCGCAGCAGCCCGCGGCUGACACCUUCCGGCCCAACUACUUCCCCCAGCAGCAGGCGCCCAGCGCCGCCCCCAGCCGGCCGCAGCCGCCCUUCGUGCCCAGCGCCCAGCACCCCUCUAGGCCCGCCUUCCAGCACCCACCGCCGCCGCCCCCGGGCGCCGCGCAGCCGCAGUUCCCGCCCUACGCACCGCAGCCGGAGCAGCAGCAGCGGCCGCAGGCGCACCAGCUCCUGCGAGAGCGCCACCAACAGCAGGUCCUCCUGCAGCAGCAGCAACAGCAGGCCCUGCUCAGGCAGCAACAGGAACAACAGAUUCGCGGUCAGCAACAGCCCCAGUUCUCCGCGCAGCACGGUCAGUUUAACCACCAGCAGCAACCUCAGCAGCCUCAGCAGUACUCUCAGCAGCACCCCCAACCACAGCCUCCACAGUACUCUCAGCAGCUCACGCAGCCCCAUCCCCAGCCACAUCCCCAACAACACCCACAGCAACACCCCUCGCAACACGCUCAUCAACACCCCCAGCAACAUCAGCCCCAGUACACCCCCCAGCAGGCCCAGCCUCAGCAGCAGUUUGCUCCACAGCCGUCCAGCCAGCAAGAGACACUCGCCCACCAACAACAACAUCAACAGCAGAUCCAACAACAGCAGUACAACCCACAGCAGAGCCAAUCCCACCAACACCAGCAGCUGCAGCCCCAGAGAGAGACUGUGCUGGGCUCCGAGAUCAUCAAGUCCAUUCCACAGCUUGAGGAGCACGUCCUGCUCAACAGAGGCCAGGGCCCCUUCGGCCAGGGACAGACUGUCUCACACACACUGACCCAUUCGCAGCAACAGCAGAUCCCUCAGCAGCAGCAGCAGCAGCAAUCGUAUCAGCAACAGCGUCAACAACAGCAACAGCAGCAGCAGCCACAGCAACAGCACCAGCAGCAACGCCAGCAGCAGCACCAGCAGCAGCACCAGCAGCAGCACAGCGUGCAGGUGCUUGACAGCGACCAGGACGGUCCCCGCGUCACCUUCUCCUCGUCCACGCCCAGCUACUCGUCCGACAACGGCUUCGUCACGCCUUCGCCGCAGCCCGCGUUCUCGCUCACGCCGAGCUCGACCACCGCCAGCCCAGCACCGCGUCAGCCGCCAAGGCCCGUCGCGACCACCACCACCACGACAACGGAGGAGCCUCCACAGCAGCCCGCCGCGCCAACGACGGAGGAGCCCAAGAUCGACCUCACCAAGAAGCUGGCCGAGCUGCCCGACGAGGUCCCGGACGACAUCCGGGAGCAGCUCAUCUCAUCCGGGAUUCUGGGCAACGCCGACAUCCAGAUCCUCGACUACGACAAGAUCGGGGACACGUCCAUCGACUCCCUGCCCCAGCACGCCCUGGAGAACUUCUAUGCCAACGGCGGCGGGUCUCAGGCCGCCGCCUCCGAGGUGCGCCCGGUCGUGGUGGCGCCGCCGCCCAGAGCCGCGCUGCCACCGAUCGACGCCGAGCCGUCCGCGUCUGAACUCGACGAGGUAGUGGAGGAGGCCGCAGCCCCACAGGGCUCAGCCGCACAGGCCUCGAACGUGGAGAUGAAGGUGGUGCGCUACGACCCAGCGACUGCAGAGGGCCAGCAGGUGGCCGACCAGUACCUGAAGAAGGACGCCGCCGUCCUCAAUGAUCCCGUCGUCUUGAACGACAAUCGCUACAACCGGUACCUGCCACUCAAGAUUUCGGGCGCCACCUUCCCGCUGCCGGACGCGCCGCUGCUCCGCGGCCGCAACGUCACCUCGGUCGUCGUCCUGGCGCCCGUCGACUACGACUUCCUCCAGGACGCUGCCAACGCGGAGACCUCCGAGGACGGGCGGGUGGGCCGCGCCGUGGAGGUGCACGGCGUGCGCUUCGUCGCCGGCGACGCCCUCAAGAAGCUGGUGCGGACGCCGACACAGGAGAACUACCGCCUCUGGCUGCAGCAGGAGCGGCUCAAGCCGCUCGCCAAGCAGUCCGUCAUCCUCCUCGUCACCAGCCCGACUGGGGACAGCAAGGCGGACGCGCAGCCGGACAAGGAGAUCUUCAUGUACGACGCGAGCUCGGACGAGGUGUCGAGGCUCACGGGCGAGCUCAGCACGUCCUUCGUGGAGGUGGCGGAGAGCAACGCCCUGAGCCAGGACCUCGAGAGCGUGGACGUCGAGGGGGAGGCCGCCGAGCAGGACGCGACGGAGCCCAAGACGGCGGCGUCCAGUCGACAGGAGGUCCGCGUCGCGCCGCCAGAGGGAUUCCUCCAGAGACGAUCUGAUGUCAACGACGACGUCGCCGGCGACCUGGAAGGCGCCGGUUCUGACCCCGUGACCGCCCUGUUCAGAACGUCCAUCGCCGCCCAGGAGGACAUGCCCCAGGUCGCCAUUAGCUCGGGCUACGCGAGGACGUCGCUGUCGUGAAGCAAGUGGACGGAGGGUGGGCGGGGGAGAAUGUAAAAAACAGGAGACUGCGAGUGCUUCUGCGGGCUCCGGUCGUCUCCUGGCGCUGGAAAAAGUUCAAACGGAUGCAUGAACCAGCGAGAGAAGUCGAAUCUAGUCUCGAUCUGACGUAGGAGUGUCAUCCUCAUGAUAGGAAGAAGCGGAUCGCCCCGCAGUCUCCAGCAACGUACCUCAUUGUCGAGCAGAGUCUAGGCCAAAAGACAAACAUCGUUUUUGCUCAAGUCGCGUUAACGCUGGCCUGUAGCUUUACGCAUGAUCUUAAUGUGUUAAUUAAUUUAAUUUGAAAACGGAGAAUGUUUGGCUGCGUUGGGAAACAGGUUGCCUCAUUAACUGUUGCCAAACGCAGCCGUCGAUUUUUUUUUUUUUGUUUAAUUUAUACCGGAGGCGUUAAGAAGACCACCUUUCCUUGUUGCGUCCAUUCUGUGACAGGAGGGGGACAGACACGGAAUAACGAAUAAGUUCCGCAAACUGUCAAAGACUACCCAUUUUCGUCAUGUAUCUUGGUAAUUUAACUGACAUCAUUAUCAUCAUCUUCAUCUUCAUCAUCACUUUAAGCAUCAUGACCAUCAAUCAUUAUCAUCACAAAACAUGUCCUUUCUGACCGAAACGAGCCUCGCAUUCCUUUAGACAUCGUCAGAACUGUCACCAUUGUUUCAUUUGCCAUAAUUCUAGAGUAUAAGAGAUGCACCUGCCGUUCAAAAUUUGACAGCAGGAAGCAUGAAAACACAUCAUGUCAUCAUCUGUAUUUGUAUUGUGUUUUUAAAAAAAUAAAACUAUUUUUAAUUGAA
This is a messenger RNA of Frankliniella occidentalis (western flower thrips), 4873 nucleotides long. Its product is annotated as trithorax group protein osa. Bases 312 to 4046 code for a protein of 1244 amino acids. The transcript has 9 exons. The record is from RefSeq and is a predicted model, not a curated record. NCBI's taxonomy places the organism in Eukaryota, Metazoa, Arthropoda, Insecta, Thysanoptera, Thripidae.